AAGACCUGUCAAGACGUUAUUUUGCCGCAGAAGACAAAGUCGACCGGAGGCGGCGAUUUAACCGGACUUCCUUAUUACCACCGUUUUAUACUUGAUUUUCUGAUCGAUAUUACGCUGUUAAUACAAAGUGAAAUCUUAAGUCGAGCCAGUUUGCGCUAUAAUUGCCGUUUUUAUAACCGAGUGUGAGAGAGUGUAUUUAGCUAGCCGUGUAGCUAACCGUCGAUCUGUCAGAGCGAGCUGCGCGCGCAGCGUCCGUUAACGCAUACAUAAACAAUAAUAGCAAAACAGGUUCUAUAUUCAUUACUGUUUAGAUUAUAAAGCUGGGUAAGACAGGGUUUGAAUAGCUGUUAACAAUAUAGAUUUGAUCAUUACUAAGUAUAGUAUAAAGCUGGGUAAGUCAGGGUGUGAAUAUUUAAUAACGCUAAUGCUUUAAUGACUGCUGAUUAGUCUAUAGACCUGGCUAGGACAGGGUGUGAAUGUGUAUUAAUAGUAUAUGUUUGACAAUUACUAAGUAUAGUAUAAAGCUGGGUAAGUCAGGGUGUGAAUAUUUAUUAAUGGUAUAUAUUUGAUAAUUACAGAUAAGAGUAUAAACCUGGGUAAUACAGGGUGUGAAUAUUUAUUAAUAGUAUAUGUUUGAUCAUAACAGAUUAGAUCAGAAAGCUGGGUAAGACAGGGUGUGAAUAUUUAUUAUUAGUAUAUGUUUGAUCAUAACAGAUAAGAGUAUAAACCUGGGUAACACAGGGUGUAAAUAUUUAACAACAGCUUAGGUUUGAUAUUCACUAGUUAGUAUAUAACGCUGGAUAAAACGCUGGAUCUGGUGGGUCUCAAGUCCAGCUCGGGGUCACUGCUCACCCCGCAGAAGAAGAUGAAGAAGCGUAAGGAGCUUAAUGCGCUGAUAGGACUUGGGGACGGGAAGAGGAAGAAGCAGAAGAGUUCGGGACACCGGUUACUGCUGAGGAGCGAAGCGGGAGACACCGACACCCAAACCAGCUCCGACGGAGAGGAGGAGGAACACUUCAGCGGCCUGAGCGGAGCUGGAGUGUUUAAAAAGAGUUCGGCUCAGUGCUGCACUGUCUGCUACCCGCUGUGUGUGUUUAUCAUAUUGGUGGCGUGUCUCAUGGCUUGCGCCGGACUCAUAUGGAUGCAGAUUGCCCUCAAAGAGGAUCUGGAUUCGCUGAAGGAGAAACUGCGCACUAUGGAAUCCAGUCAGAAGGCGUCCUCUCAUGAGAUACCGAAGCUGAGCGAGGAGCUGAAGGCCAAUCAGAGGAAGCUGGAGGAGAUGGAGAGCGGAGACAAGAGUUUGAGUAAAUUAUGGGCCAAUCUCACAGAUAUCAACAGAAAGAUAAGCACACUGGACUCUGCUGUUAACCACCUGAAGGCGAACAUUAAAUCAGCGUCGGAUCUGAUUACCCUGCCGACUACAGUGGAAGAGCUCCAGAAGAGUGUUGCCACAAUUGGAAGCACACUUACUAGCGUUCAGCACGACGUAAAGAUGAUCCAGAUUUUUAUCGACGACCAGAAGAAAGGAGAGAACGAACAGAAGAGUGAAUCAGACUCAGCAGUAAUUCACGAUGACAACAAUAGGAAACUAAAUAAAGGCCCAGAGGAGGAUGGAAGUUCAGGUUCCACAACGUCUCCAAGUCCAAACAACUCUCGCAAACGACGCUUUCUUAUCGAGAACCUUUCUACGAGGGAGGAGGAACAUAUACCACAGAAGAUAACUUUGCCUGGAGUCAACUCUGCUAAAGAUCUGGAGGCGCUCCUUCACGCCAGACUCCCCCGCACCCCCGAAGCUCUGACGUACGAGGACCUGAGGAAGAUUUUCGGCGCGUCCACUCCAGACCUGCACCUUCUGGAGCCGUACGACGCCGACGGGGACGGCAGGUUCACGGCGGACGAGCUCCGCGCCGCCGCCGCUCUCUGAGUGAUUUCGCUGGAUCGAACGCGGACCAUUUUGAAACACGCGAACCCUGACGGACGGCGGAGCGGCACCCGGGCUCCACGUGAACUCCUCACACGGUGGCUUCCAUACACGCCGCACUUCCUCGUAUAUGUACAGCAGUAUCCGGAGCCUUUUAACUGGCACGCAGACUGAUCCUCAUGCCGCCAGCGAUAAAAGAGCGGAUUCUCAGCUGACCCGGUGUAAUGAAUGAAAUUGUUUGAGGAUUUUAUGACCAAGGCGUUUAGUUUUAGCUCGUUUUAGAUUUAUGUGGAUGUAUUAGGAACGAACACUUCGUCCCGACUGAGAUGAGACUCCGGCUGUAACCUUUCAGUACAGGUUCCACAGCACAUCAGUGUUCAUAGUUAAGCUUUCUUGUAAAUACACAAGUCUGGUGUCACAUUCCCUUCGACGUUAACCCUUUAAUGGUCUAAAUACUUGGGUAAAAAUAAGCUGCAUUUAAAUAAUCUUGUUUGGGCUGUAUCUACUCCUUGUUUGACGUGUGUUCAACUUAAAAAUAUUGGUAGAUGGUUUUAAGAAAACUGUUUGGAAGAGGGUUGUGUGCACAAGUAAAAAAAUAUGAAUUGUUUAUUGUUGGUAUAUACACCGAUCAGGCAAAGCAUUAUAACCACCUUCCUAAUAUUGUAUUGAUCCCCCUUUUGCUGCCAAAACAGCCCUGACCCGUCGAGGCAUAGACUCCACUAGACCCCUGAAGGUGUGCUGCUGUGGUAUCUGGCACCAAGAUGUCAGCAGCAGAUCCUUUAACUCCUCCUGUAAGUUGUGAGGUGGGGCCUCCAUGGAUCGGACUUGUUUGUCCAGCACGUCCCACAGAUGCUCGACUGGAUCGAGAUCUGGGGAAUCUGGAGACCGAGUCAACACCUCAACCUCAUUGUCGUGCUCCUCGAUCCAUUCCUGAACCGUUCCGUGCCCAUUGUUGGCGUUUUCGGUGGUGGACAGGGGUCAGCAUGGACAAACAAACUGUGAUGCACUGUGUAUGUGUAUUCUGACACCUUUCUAUCAGAACCAGCAUUCACUUCUUCAGCAGUUUGAGCUACAGUAGGUUCGAACCCACACUGUUCCUUCCUUGGAGCACUUUUGAUCGAUACUGACCACUGCAGACCGGGAACACCAUAAGAGCUGCAGUUUUGGAGAUGCUCUGACCCAGUCGUCUAGCCAUCACAGUUUGGUCCUCGUCAAACUCACUCAAAUCCUCAAGCUCGUUCAUUUUUCCUGCUUCUAACAUCGACUCUGAGGAUAAAAUGUUCACUCGCUGCCUAAUAUAUCCCACCCACUAACAGGUGCCGUGAUGAAGAGAUAAUCAGUGUUGUUCACUUCACCUGUCAGUGGUUAUAAUGUUAUGCCUGAUCGGUGUAGUCUCAAAAAACAAAGAAAUGCAAAGAAAUCAUUUUUUAAACAUUAUUUCCUUGGCGAGACCGUUAAAGGGUUAAUCCGGGUUUACAGUUUGAAGGUCUAGGACAGCCUUUCUCAACCUGGGUCCUGCUGUUGACAAAAUAAAAUGAAUUAAAAAGACAAAAAUUAAUAGCUACACAAUUUAGCAUGAAAAUGUGUGAGUGUUUGCAGCCUCGUAUGUUGCCGUAAUUUCUUACACGCCCCUGUGUUUUUCGCACUGUCAGCACCGGGGUCGGCGUAUGAAUAGCCAAAACGUGUGGGUUUUCAUUCCCCCUAAACCACACCAUGCAUUACAAACUCAUCUCGAAUCUCGGCCCUGCUACCGGGCGACUGGGCGCCAUCUAGCAGGCACAAUUAACUAAUACCCGCAGCAGACAAAAUUGGCUUCCAGUCUGCUGGGUGAGAAAGACCGGACUAAGGUGGAGUUAUGAACGCUGUCUAAGGACCUUGGUUGCCCGAAGUGCCCGUACAGAAAGUGGAGGAGCUUAGAGAUCGGGGCGUGGCUCUCCGCAUGUGAAGCCGGCCUCGCACGCAAAGUAUGGGAGAUAAAGAAGGGAUCGGAUCGAUGGACUGCACACACAUCGGGGGGGGAGUGUGUGUCAGGCAAAUAUACACCCUCCUUGGAUGCCGUCAGGGUCCCCAACAGUGGAUUGGUUACGCUAAAUUGGGAGAAAAAGGGGUUAGUGGUCAAGGAACUGGACGGGUACUCAGAAGGUUGCUGGUUUAAGCCUCGCCAUCAUCCACGUUGAUACUGUUGGAACCUCGAGCAAGGCUCUUGAUUCCUUGCUUUCACUUACAAUCAUCAUGCUUUGGAUAAAAGUGUCUUCUAAAUCAAUGUGUUUCAAACCCUGGGUCGCAAGCCAAAAACAAUGGCUCGCUUGUGAAGGCUUUAGGUUACAUCUUGUAAACCACAGUGGGACCAGAUUGUACGGAGCAGAGAGAGAGUAAGAUGCGUUGUUUGUGUUUCCUGAGUCGUGCAAAAAAUCAUGGACAAAAUGUGGGUCGUUUGAAAAACCCUGAUCUAGUGGUUGCAUGUGUCAUCUCAGGCUCAGGUUUCCCACUUUACCUUCUUUUAAUAAGUGUGUGUGUGUGUGUUGCCGUCAGAAUGUGAUGCAGAAUGUACGUUUUUUUUAAUACAUUUUAGUCUGUGGUAAGCCGAGAGUUUUUGCAUCUUAAAGGGCGCAGCGACUAAAAAAAGGUUGAGAAACGCUGACCUGGGAUAACGAGUCGUGUAAAUAAUUUAACAUCCUGUAUGUUUAGCUACUGUAGCAAUAAUAUAAUCUCCUUAUCACGUAAUCGGAUGUUUUACUGUGUAUGUCCCUGCUAUUAUGUAUUAGACACGAUGGGAUGGUUCUUCAUCUCAUUCUCUUCACUCAGAAACCAGAGCUGGAACCUAGAAGACAGGUGAGUGUGAUCGAGAUCUAAUUCUGAAAACCAUUUGGAAAUAGUCCAUGACCUUUAGAAGUGCAGGCAGGGCAACAAUCCUUCUAUUAAAUUACAAUUUAUACCCGA
This is a messenger RNA of Trichomycterus rosablanca, 4861 nucleotides long. RefSeq names its product EF-hand calcium binding domain 14 (gene efcab14). The record is from RefSeq and is a predicted model, not a curated record. The coding region runs from base 866 to 1924 and encodes 352 amino acids. The transcript is spliced from 8 exons. Lineage: Eukaryota; Metazoa; Chordata; Actinopteri; Siluriformes; Trichomycteridae.